Messenger RNA from Lytechinus pictus (painted urchin), 5912 nucleotides. Its product is annotated as coatomer subunit zeta-1-like. Gene Ontology annotation, cellular component: COPI vesicle coat. Bases 1 to 348 code for a protein of 115 amino acids. The record is from RefSeq and is a predicted model, not a curated record. Lineage: Eukaryota; Metazoa; Echinodermata; Echinoidea; Temnopleuroida; Toxopneustidae. Gene Ontology annotation, biological process: intracellular protein transport; intra-Golgi vesicle-mediated transport; retrograde vesicle-mediated transport, Golgi to endoplasmic reticulum. The transcript is spliced from 4 exons.
AUGUCUGAUAGAGGGCCAGGAGGAAACUCUUGUUUCAAGAUUGCCAGUUUGUACACAGUGAAGGCAGUGGCUAUUCUAGACAAUGAUGGAGAGAGGUUACUCUCAAAGUACUAUGAUGACACAUUUUCCACCACCAAGGAACAGAAAGCAUUCGAGAAGAACCUCUUCAACAAGACACAUAGAGCAAAUGCUGAAAUCAUCAUGCUUGAGGGAAUGACAAUAGUCUACAGGAGUAAUGUUGAUCUGCUCUUCUAUGUGGUUGGAAGUGCCUCAGAAAAUGAACUGAUUCUUGUCAGCGUAUUGAAUUGCCUCUAUGAUUCUGUCAGUCAAAUCCUUAGGUAUGUAUGAGGGGGACAAGCCAUGUAAGAAGGCCAAGACAUUAAAUGGUACAGAGCCUGUGAUUGGACAGAGAUAUCUGCAAUCAUGUUUUUUUUUAUCGAACAUAGCCAAUGAGCAGUGGAAGUUGUAGGAUGCUUUAGAAUGGACUCUGAUUGGUUAUUGGCCUGAAAUUUAAAAAUGACCUUAUGGUUUUGUAUUUAUUCUGCCCUUGGGGACAUUCAGUUGACCUUCAUGGAAUAUUGAUAUAAAUUCCAAAAUUUCUUCAGUUUAGACAGGCAUACAAAUUAUUGUUUAUAUUGUUUUUGUAGUACUUUGCAGGAUGGCAUCACAUAGAACCGGUUUGCAUCAAACUCUUCUUACCAGAGAGAUAAAGGUUUGCUUAAUGGAGAUGUUCUUUACUGUGACAGUUUUUGUCUUAUCUGCAUAGCAGAGCGAGACUAUAGGUGCUGCUUUUCCGGCGACGACGGUGAUGGUGGCGGCGUCGGCUUUGUCAACAUUGAAAUCAUAACCAAGGUUAAGUUUUUGAAAUGUCAUCAUAACUUGGAAAGGAUAUGGACGUAGUUCAUGAAACUUGGACAUAAGGGUAAUCAAGUAUUACUGAACAUCCUGCCUGAGUUUCAGGUCACAUGACGAAGGUCAAUUAGGGUCAAUGAACUCAGACCAUGUUGGGGGACUCAUUAUCGAAAUCUUAACCAAGGUUAAGUUUUUGAAAUGUCAUCAUAACUUAAAAAGUAUAUGAACCUAGUUCAUGAAACUUAUACAUAAGGGUAAUAGUGUAUUACUGAAGAUCCUGCCUGAGUUUCAGGUCACAUGAUUAAGGUCAAAGGUCACGGUCAACGAACUUUGGCCAUGUUGGGGUAAUUUGAGGAAACUUGGACAUAAGAGCAACCAUGUAUCCCUGAAUAUCAUGUGCGAGUUUCAGGUCACAUGAUUAAGGUCAGAGUUCACUUAGAGUCAACAAACUUUGGUAAUGUUUGGUGUAUUUGUGGAAUUGUCAUCAUACAUGUAACCUUAAAAGAGCGGCAAUGUAUCCCGGUAUACCCUGUGCGCGUUUCAGGAACAUGGCCAAGGUCAAAGGUCAUUUAAAGGUCAAUGAACUCUGGCAGUGUUGGGAGUAUAUGUGUUGAAUUGGCAUCAUAAUUUCAUGGAUAACUUUCAUAAAGUUUAUGGAUCUAGCUCAUGAAACAUCAACAUAAGGUAAUCAAGUAUGAAGGAUUGUUUUGCACAUGUCUUAGGUCACAUGAUCAUGGUCAAAGGUAAUUUUGGGUCAAUGGACAUAAUAUUUUAUUAUCAGAGUAGUGUUUUCUCCUGUGAAUAAUUAUUCAUUAGCUGUUUUCAUAGGCAGCACUGCUGCUACAUCGAAUUGCAUAAUGCAGGCGAGACUGCCAUAGGUGUUCCACUUGUUUUCUAUUAAUGGACAUAAAUUAAAAUUAUCCAAUCAUCUGGUAUCCUAGGAACAAGACAAAUAAGAAAUAUCAAGUUAAAAAAUGGAUUAGAUUGGAUACUAAAGGGCUUGAUUGUAUACUCAAUUGUCAUGAGGUAGUAGUUAUGACUUUCAUCUUGCAACCAGAGAGUCGUGUGUUUGAAUCCCACCACGGCCUAGCAUCCUUUGGCGAGGCAUCAAUCCACACGUUGCCACUCUCUACCCUGGUGUUAAAUGGGUACCUGGUAGGAUGCAAAAGCCUAUGUUGUAUGCCAAGCAAUUGAGUCUUGGAACUAUUGUAAAAAAUGAUCCCCAGGGAGUGGAGAAAGUGCAUACAUUGUGUGUGGGCAUGUCAGGAUCCGAUGACCAUGGAAAUAGUAUAUUUGUACCGCACAUAUAGAUGUCGUUCUGAUGUAUUAAGCGCUAUAUUAAAGGGGAUGAUAAUUAUUCUUCUUAUUCUUAUUAUCAUCAUCAUCAUCAUUAUUAUUAUUAUUUCUACUACUACUACUACUACUACUACUACUACUACAUUACUUAAAUUAUUUUGCCUUUGCUUUUUUAUGUAUGAUAAAAACAAAUACAAAACUUGCAUUUAUCUCUUCACUCAUUCUCUGCCAAAUUCAUACCCGAAGGAAAAGAAAUGACUCACUGUUUCAAAUAACAAAAGAAAAAGAAGCUUAGAAUUACUUGAUGGUAUCUUAGUCCCAGCUCUGCAGCAUGCAUUCCGUGAUUCCUCAUUCUUUUCCUGCACCAUUUUCCCCACCAUUGCCUGACUUGUUCCCAAGUGUUCAUAGGACGUUCCCCCUCGUGGGACCUCACUUUCUUUUUAUAGGCAGCAGACAGGUAAUGAGUGAGAGGUUUGGUUUCACAGGUGAGUUACUACGCACAUGGUUCCACUUCCAACCAACAUGGCAGUGCUAAUUGGGCAUCCUUCUUCAACAAGAUGAAGAUCAACUUUUCAGCCAUUUUAUUUUCCUUCCUUAUAAAAAGUAGAUAACAUAUGAAGCCCAGGUGUAAGAAGGGGCAUCCCCUCACCGUUUCUAUUUCUUAUCUUCAAUCACAAUAAUUGUUUAGUUUAUGAUUCAUGAUAAAUAUAGCAACAACAGUAAUGAUUGUUCUGUAUAAUAUAAUGAGUUACUCAUUCACUGAACAAUUUUUUUUUUUAAUUCAGAAAAAAAAAUUAUUCCCUCCCCCUCAACCCCCAAGCCUGCAACCCUUGUAAUUCACUUUGUCUCUUAACCUAAUCUCACUUAUCUCAAAUCGAGUUAUCCAUUGUUCCAUUACAGAGGAAAUAUUGCGGUUCUCUGUUGUCCUGCUAUCUCCCUCUUUUUAUUGAAUGCUUCCCAGGUACUGUAGCUUAUUCGGUACUGUAGCUUAUUCAUCCCUGGGAUUGACUCCUCACAAAUUCAACUAGAAAUAGUAUUUAAUAUUUUAAGCUUGUCUUGCCAAAUGCUUCAGUGAAGUUGUGAAGUGCCAUCUAUUUUUGAAUGAUUUCUAGCAAUGGAGGCUUUAUAUAAGAUUCUAUUGGUUUGCUUCUUGAGAAAGAUGUUUCUUCAGAUUUUAUCUCAUCAUUCAUGAAAUCUUGAGCCUUUGGUUUGAUUGAUGCAAUCUUGUUUGCAGAGGUAAUGGUUUGCAGAUUUUCUAAGGCAAUUUAAUAUUAUGUUGACUUUGAAACUUCGAAAAGUAUAAAGAGAUAAUGUAGUCAGGUAAUCUUAUUCAUUUUCAGAUCAUUGGUUGCGACUCUUGUCUUUCAAUCAAAGGGACGUGGGUUCAAAUCCUAGCCAUGGGGUGUUUUCCUUCUGCAAGAAAUUUACCCACAUUGGCUGCACUCAUCCCAGGUGAGAUGAAUUAGCAGAUUAAUUCCUUGAAUGCACCAAGCACCUUUAGCAGCUGGAGCUAUGGCUGGGGUAAUAUACAUGUAUAGUGCGCCAUUGAAUAGGUAACUAGAUAAUCGGCACCUUAUCAAUGCUAUAAAUUACAUGAAUGAACACAAAAUUUGGUGAUAUAACCACUUUUUAACUUGCAGACUAUACUAGUUGAAAUCCUAUGAAAUACAACUAUUUAAAUGAAUUUUCAGUUAAGGAGAGCAAUCCUUAUUUGUUAAUAGUACUAGCCAAGUCACCUAAAUUUUUCUCUCAAGUAAAUUCAAAAUUAAAGUUGUUAUCCUCUUAGUAUACUUGGGAUCUAACCAAAUGUGGGGUGAAGUUGAACGAAUGUUAUAGCUUACACAGAUGUGCACUAAUCUAUUUUGUAUGACCUUGUGUUUGGCAGGUCCCUGAAAAUGAGAGUUCAUACUGUAUAAACUAAGAUGCUGCAAACCUCAGUUAAAUUCAUUUGAAACUGACCUUUAUAUCAAGUGGAUAAGGAUUAUUUCCAACUGUUUAAAGACUUUUCUCCCCAAGAGAUAGAACCUAUGAUUUUGUAAAUAAUGUUUUUCUUUAUGUUUGCAACUAGAUAAUACAUAUGAUUUGUGUUUUUGAUGUAAAUGUAUCCAGUUCAAAUUUCAAACAGUAUUUCUUUAUCAACAUCACUAACCUUGGAUGCAUAAAAUUGAGGAUAGGAACCUACAUGGACAUGUAAAGUAAUCUUAACAAAGAGCUUUGCUUACAGAUUAUGUUACUCUACUUUCCCAUUUUGAAAUAAAAGCCAAGAUUUUGUGACAUUAUGAAUGAUAGCAACGGGAAAACAUUGUGACCUGGAAACAGUAUACUGUAUGUACCCUCUACAUGAUAUUUCCCAUAAAGAAUAUUUCAAAACAUGAUGACCUGGGUCUAGUAACACAAUGAUUAAACUUGAUCAUAGGUUUGAUUUUGCAAUUGAUUGUGUUGAUGAUUGUUCACAUUCAGACACAUGAUUAAUUGCUAUGCAUGGUGUUUAAUAAGAGCACUUUAUUCUCCCUGGAUCUUCACCUUUUGAAUUACAUAUAAGCUUCAGUUUGGUUUUUAGGUGUACAUUGUCAUUAAUGCUGAUUUUGUGUGUGUAAACACAGCUUCUUUCUAACCUCAUUCUUUGCUUGCUGGUUUGCUGGCACAAACUUGACAUUGACUUGUGGGAUUCCCAGGUAGCUCAUUUCCUGCUAGCAUGGGCUUGCCAACUCUAGUGUUUACUAAAACCAUCAACCACACAUGAUCACCAUGCUGCUGAAGUAUUUCAAACUGAAAUGGAAUGAAUCAAGUAGUCAUUUAGAAUGAUUAACAUUAGCAGAUAUGUAUUCCUCUGAUUAUACACUGAAUGGUAAAUGAUGGUGGGUGUUUCAUAAAGCUGUUCGUAAAGUUACGCACAACUUUACGCACGACUCGAACCUGUUCUUAGGCACUAAAUUAGUUACAUAGGGAUAUCAUUUAGCACAACAAAUGGUCUCCAGUCGUGCGUAAAGCCAUUCGUAACUUACAAACAUCUUUAUGAAACACCUACCAGAUCUAAAUGGUUUAUAUUCACAUGGUCUACAAGCAGUUGGUGUACUUCUGAGAUAGUCUAAUACCACCUGGGCUAAACCCAUUUGGUCUAAUUGCUGUUUUGGAUACUCUGUACUUGGUCUAAUACCCAGUUAGUCUAAUUCUCAUGACAUUUAGUCACAUGCCCAAUCAGUCUAAUUUCUAUUUUGUCUACUUAUAUACACUUUUUAUUGAUAUGAAAAUUUGGUUUAAAAUCAGUACAUCUAACCAUAUAGACUAUUAAAAAGUGGUAUUACACCACUUAGAUAUGAUGAAAUGGAUGUAGCAUAAUUAGAAAUUGAAUAAAAUUGUAAAAUGGGCUAAAAUGCACUUAGAUCAAAUGUUUAGUAGAUGAACUUAGGAUAAGACCAUGUAGUUUGACACCAAACAGAAACUAUACAAAACGGGUGUGUACUAGUCAGCCACGUACCAUUUGAAUGAUUAUAGACCAGGAAUUAAAAAAUCUUUUGAGAAAGUGGCAAUGAAAAAGAACUAUUUUUCUUUAGAUGUUCUAUCUCAAAUAAAUACAGAAAUCUCAUAAAUAUUCCUUAAUUUGAAUAAUUGAGUAUGGAACUAUAAAUUGUUGCUGAUUGUUAGUUGUGAAAUGCAGCUGAAUUCUAGAAUAUUCCUCUUUGAAGAAGAGCAUAUUUUCAACCAUUCAAUUUUUAAACUUACACUUUAACCUCUUAAUUUUGUCAAAUGAAAUAAAUGAAUGU